CCCUCGCCUGUCCCCACCCUCCCUCCCUUUCUCUCGCUCUCUCGGCGAGAGCAGUGUGCUGCUUCUUCCCAGAUGGCAGCCGGCAGCGCCAUGCAGCCUCCCCUUCCUCCUCCUCCUCUCCCUCCUCUCCGGCUCUAAGUCAAUGCCAUGCUGCCGCUGCUCCUCCCGGCACUGCUGGCCGCCUGCCUGCCAUCCUGCCAGGGCUGGAGCCCCGCGGCGGCUGCCAGCGGGCAGGAGGAGCAGGAGCUCUUCUUGCCCCCUGUCAACUCCUCCUCCCGCUCCUUGGCCAGCCUCGAGAUGGACCUCGAAGGGGCAACAAGCAAGGAAGAAGGCGGCACCACCAGCCCGGGCACGCCGGCUGCCCCUAGCCGAGAGCCUUCCCCCUCCGCUCCCACCUCCUCCGGGCAGCAGCAGCAGCGGCCCCAGCCGCAGGGACAGCCGCAGCCCGCCGAGGACCCGCACUGCAAUAUCAGCGUGCAGCGGCAGAUGCUGAGCUCGCUGCUGGUGCGCUGGAGCCGCCCGCUGGGCAUCCAGUGCGACCUCCUGCUCUUCUCCACCAACAGCCACGGACGGGCCUUCUUCUCCGCCGCCUUCCACCGCGUGGGGCCGCCGCUGCUCAUCGAGCACCUGGGGCUGGCGGCCGGCGGCGCCCAGCAGGACUUGCGCCUCUGCGUGGGCUGCAGCUGGGUGCGGGGCAGGCGUGUCGGGCGCCUGCGGGGCGCCGCGCCCCAGGCCGCCGCCGCCGCCUCCUCGCUCACCUACCCGCCGGCGGCGGAGCCCGGCCAGUACUGGCUGCAAGGGGAGCCGCUGAAUUUCUGCUGCCUCGAUUUCAGCCUGGAGGAGCUGAAGGGUGAGCCGGGCUGGCGGAUGAACCGCAAGCCCAUCGAGUCCACCCUGGUGGCGUGUUUCAUGACUCUGGUCAUCAUUGUGUGGAGUGUGGCCGCCCUCAUCUGGCCGGUGCCCAUCAUCGCCGGCUUCCUGCCCAACGGCAUGGAGCAGCGCAGGAGCACCGCCGCCUCCGCCGCCGCCACCGCCAAGUAGCCCGCCGCGGCUCCCCCCGGGGACCCCCUUUCUUCGUCGUGUGCUGUGAAGGGACGCGGGCGGCCGCCGCCCGCCGGACUGGACUUUGUAGCGCUGCCCGUGCCGUGUUUCUCUUGUUCAAAGCGUGUCAAAGGUUACUGAUGUCAGAGCAGAACUGGAAGAUCCAGCUAUCCCACUGGACUCUGUGUGGUUCUCUGUAUUUGACAAGUACUUUCAUAGAAAAAGAUCUGAUUAAGGAAACAGGAAUUCUAGAUUAACAUUGUUCUGAGGAAAUGAAGUCAUUGGGAGUGUGAAGCUAAAUUAUGUUUUUAUUCACUCUAAGGUGAGAUUUGCUAGAAGCACUGGGACCUUACCUUGUUGGUGUCGUUCGGGGUGUUGCUAAGCAACAUGAAGUGGUUAAAAUGGAGAUACAGAAGAAGAACAUUGAAGAAUAAAAGCAACGGAGAAAUAGAAAAAGCAUAAAAGAAAGAGAGUAAAUGAGCCAGCACAUUCUACAAAUAAAUUGAGAAAUAUCAACUAUGGAAAAAAACAGUGAUUAAGAUCGUAGAGAGAAAAGAGAGCUGACAUGACUUGCUUCCAUACUUCAAACAAAAUUUUCAGUGUGUUGCCUGAAUAACUGACUGAAGUUUUGGCUCCCAAAAUGGCAAAAGUGAUGGAGAAAGAAAAUAAGAGCCUGGCAAGAAAUGACUGAGAAAAAUUAGGAAUGAGACCACCAUACCCUAAGUAAAAAGAGAAAAGAAAUCACUUUACAUAUUGCUGGAAAACAAUCAAGAAAAUGGCAAAGCACUCUUUUGUAUAUACUGUCCAAUCUAGUUUUGCUUCAGACAUUCUUUGAAGUUGUAAAGGAAACACGCUAAAAGUUGUCCGUAUUGAAUGGAUAUGUUUCUUCCAUUGAAUCUGCUUUGAUCUGUGUCAAAUAUACAUGUUUCUCAUAGUCCAGCACAAUAAUAUUUAUCAGAAUUGUAUUAAGCCAAAAGUAGUAAUGCUGAAAUAAUGCUGGUGUGAGUGUAUUUCCCAGUCUGGACCACUGCUAUUGACAAGAUUACAUGCUGGUAUUCUGUUUACAGCAUGCUGAUAUAUAUAGCCCAUGUCUUCUCAUCCAUAUAUUUUAAAGGCUACCUACUUAAUCUUCCUUUCUUGUUCCUGUCUUCAUUGUCUCCUAAGUUUCACUCCACUUUUUCUUUUGUCAUGGAAAAUUAGUCAUUCUUAAGAUUUGCUUCCCUUUACAGUCUCCAUCAUCCUUUCUCUCUCUCCUAACAUGUUUUUAUCUUUCUUGACAUUUUCUUGCUUCAUGUUUCUCACCUCUCUUUCCCAGAAAUACGUCCUUUAUUGCCAAGCUAUGAAGAAAUUGUACUAUCAAUUUCUUCUGAUUUUUCACUCUCCUUCCCACACAUUCAAACUAUAACUCUCAUGUCUUUGGCCUUUGACACCUUCAAGCCGGAGAGGAGUUUUCCAACAAGAAAGCUUGUGUUCAUGGCAAAACCUGAGUGAGAAAUUGUCUCUCCUCUUUCACCGGCUACUGGAACUCCUUCCACACUUCUGUCCCAGACACUGAUUCGGGGCACCAAGUUACUGUGUCUUCUGGUAAAUGGCAAGCGGACCCAUUUGAAGAGUUUCCUUCCACCUGAAUUCCUCAAGGUCCUGUCUCUAUACAGCCCUCCACUCAUGUGCCUGCCCCAAACCCUUUCUGGUGGAGUGUGGGAGCAUACCGCCUUUCCCACACAGCCUUUUUGCAGUGACAUGGCACAUCUCGCUGCCUGUCUGCUCUACCCGAGGUAGUCGUCUUGCACCUCGGGGAAGUUCGGCACAGCCAGGGAAGCAGGUGUCUCACAUAGCAAGGGAGCAGCAGGUCAAGUUAUACUAAGUGUAUCCAGGUAACUACAGGGUCAAAAGCACUACUUUUCAAUUAAAGCUCAAAUUCUGCAGAAAUCAAAGGCCUUUGCCUGGAAGUUGGCACAUACAGGAACUGUACAAGCAGAGUGGCCCAUGUGAUUUUUCAAGUGCUGGGCUAGUAGCAUUCUGGCUUCAUUAGUAAAUAACUCAGUGGCCAGGACAACUCACCGCAGCUCUCAUUUUGUAAGAUAAUAAACACAUACAGUUCGUGCUGGAGCCGGUAAGUGCUCAAGCCUUCUGAAAACAAC
Dromaius novaehollandiae (emu) is the source of this 3182-nucleotide messenger RNA. RefSeq names its product transmembrane protein 158 (gene TMEM158). Gene Ontology annotation, molecular function: peptide binding. The transcript is spliced from 2 exons. The record is from RefSeq and is a predicted model, not a curated record. NCBI's taxonomy places the organism in Eukaryota, Metazoa, Chordata, Aves, Casuariiformes, Dromaiidae. Bases 148 to 1041 code for a protein of 297 amino acids.